Molecule: messenger RNA, 1971 nt
Organism: Dreissena polymorpha
Lineage: Eukaryota; Metazoa; Mollusca; Bivalvia; Myida; Dreissenidae
Product: tRNA-dihydrouridine(20) synthase [NAD(P)+]-like
Exons: 15
Coding region: 101-1630 (509 amino acids)
Biological process (GO): tRNA dihydrouridine synthesis
Cellular component (GO): cytoplasm
Molecular function (GO): flavin adenine dinucleotide binding; tRNA binding; tRNA dihydrouridine synthase activity
Source: RefSeq, a predicted model, not a curated record
CGCAGUGAUAGGAACCAGAACCAGAUCAUUCCGGCCACUUUAAAGUCUGUACCAUAUCGUGUCUGCAUGAAUUUGGGCUGAUGCAAGUAUAUGGAGUAAAAUGGACUACAAGAAUAAAGUGAUCUUGGCGCCAAUGGUUAGGAUUGGCACACUUCCAACCAGACUGCUGGCACUCAAGUAUGGGGCAGAUAUCGUUUAUACAGAGGAGAUCAUUGACAGAAAAAUACUGAAUACUGAGAGGAUAGAAAACAAGGUUCUGGGUACCAUUGACUAUGUUUCCUCUGACUCAACCCUGGUGUUCAGGACUAACUCUAGGGAGAAACAGCAGCUGGUCUUCCAAAUGGGCACAGCCAAUGCACAAACAGCUUUAAAUGCAGCGAAAAAGAUUGAGCAAGAUGUCUCUGCAAUAGACAUUAACAUGGGUUGUCCAAAGGAAUUUUCAAUAAAGGGAGGCAUGGGUGCAGCCUUGUUAAAGAAGCCAGAAACCAUCAAAGAAAUUCUGACAACAUUGGUCAAGAAUGUGGCAGUUCCUGUAACCUGCAAAAUACGACUGCUACCGGAGAUUGAAGACAGCCUGCUCCUGGUGAAGAUGAUCGAGGGAACAGGCGUGGCGGCCAUAGCGAUCCACGGGCGGCUGACGGAGGAGCGCCCUCGCCACCCAAACAGGAACGAGACGAUCAAGACACUAGCGCAGCAUCUCACUAUUCCUGUCAUAGCAAAUGGUGGCUCUCUGGAGAUUCAGUGUUAUGAAGAUAUCGCCAAGUUCCGUGAGGCAACAGGAUCCUCGUCUGUGAUGGUUGCUAGGGCUGCCCAGUGGAAUACGUCUAUUUUUAGACCGGAGGGAAUCCUACCAGUGAAGGAGGUUGUAAAAGAAUACCUCAAGUUGGCAAUCAAUGUAGACAAUGACUUUCCCAACACCAAGUACUGCAUACUGAGCUUGUUACAUGCUGAUAUGGACCAGCAGGAAGGGCUGGCUACCCAGGCGGCCAAGUCAGUCGAGGAAAUCUGUGAUAUCUGGGGUUUUGCUGACUACCUUGCGAGGGCAGUUGAGUCACGUAAGAGGAACAGAGAGCAGGCAGACCAUUGCCAUGGCAUCAAGAGAAGGAAAACAGAGGACGGGACCUCACUCGUAGAGAUGCCUGUUCGGUUUAUCAAAAAAGACUAUGGUAUAGGAGAGAGUCCCAAGCAGCGUGUCUACCUGUGGACACAGAAACAACCCAAGAAGAAGGCUUCAUAUGACACUGUGGAGAGGACAGAAGACCGAUGCUACAAGAGUGUCCUCACUCUCGAUGGUGUGAAAUACACUGCAACAUACUGGGAGAAGUCCAAGCAGCUUGCUGAGCAGGCGGCAGCCAUUGUUGCACUGGCAGUGAUAGGAGAGCAUGAUGGGAGGAAACCGGAUUCAACUAGUCCCAAUGAUGAAGUGCUGAGGGCCUGGAGGGAGGAGUUCCAAAUGAGUGAUGAUAUCAGUGCUAUUUAUAGACACAAGAAGGUGCUUUUUGGAAGUGAUGCUGCUAAAAAUAGACUUGAAAGAGCUAUGGAAGAAGACGAUGGCAACAGUUCUUUGUUGAAUGGCGGUAAACUUGAUUUUGAUGCUUCCAAUGAGAAAUUAUCUGUGGUUAGUAGCUAAUGAAAAAGGUAUAAGAUUAAGUCAGUUUAUAGUAUUAGUAUUAAGGAUAUUAUUUUACUUUUAUUGUGUUAAAAAUUACCAAUAUGUCUUUCAGGUAAUGGGUAGUGCGUCCAAAAAUUAUUUUGUAUUAUGGACCAGCGUUUAGAACUCUAUAAAGUCUAGCAUGUGUUAUAUUGAAAAUGUAAUUAUUGUUGUUUAUAGGCAACAUGUGAUGGCAACAUUUUAUUUCUAUGCAAUGUACAAAAUUGUUGAUCUUUGUAAAUUUGUAAAUAUCUAGUUUUUUAUUAAUUUUGUGAGGAGGUUUGCAAAGUUUUUUUGUAAUUAUGAUGUGAUAGUUAAAA